AAUGAACAGAGCCAGCAGUGUUUACGUCAACCGUGAUUUUUAUGUAAGUGAAAUGUCAAAAUGGGAGUGAAAAUUUGAAGAAAACAAUGUGAAAUCGGUGUAUUUUCAUUCUUAGAAUGAAAAUAAUUUCCGUAAUGACAAUAUAAAAUCUCCAUCGCGAUGUUCACUAAGAAAUCCCAUCAGGAUGUCAAAAAAUCGACGGUUAAAAUACAAGACUCGAAGAAGGAUUCUGCGACUCGACUUAAACACUUGAAAAUCGUUUUAGAACACUUUAACUCUGAUGAAGCCAAAACAUAUUUUGAAAAUAACUUCAGCCAUGUCUACUUUAUAUUGUACGAUAACUUCAUACAAGCCGAAAACAAUCUUCGACAAAGAGAACUUCCGUUUCAUCUCGUUCACAAAGCUGGCAGAGAAGAAUUAGAAGGGGCGUUGUCGCUCCUCGAGAAAGUAUUAUGCCUUCUGCCAGAACUGAUAGGGAAGAGAUGGCAGCUGCACUCUUUGACGAGGAUAUUUUCAAAACUCCUCCAUAGUGGCAAUUCACAGAAAUUAAGGGCAGAAGCUGUAAGGUACUUUUUAUUAUGGUACCAAGCACUAGGCGACAAUGCACCGUCAGAAGUGCACAAAAUGUUUGCGGUCCUCGUGCCGGGAAUGCCAGAACCUGGCAACCUGCCACGUGGCUCGCCACCCAGACCAAAGGCUUACGAAAUCACCGCGAAUCCGCAUGACUCAGGAGACUUCAGCAUGGACGACAUUAUGCAACACCCGAACUUCAAUACAGCUACUGACAACGCUAAGAAAGUUGUUGUUGAGCAAACACCAACUGGUAUAAUGGGGAAGUUGGCUAACGUUUCCGCAUCAAUAUUCCACGAUACUAAUGCGCUGAACCCUGUACAAAGUGUAGAGAUACAACCGCUACUGCCGCCGAGUGCUAACGAAAAGGCUAUUGACAAUGAAACCAAAUAUUUCUUUGAAAUUUUGCUUGAAGGCAUGGCUACCUCGAUCACAAAGGUUCACUGGAGAGACCGGUGUCACGCGAAGGCAAUGAGGUGCUUUGCGUUUUUAUUGGAGAAAUUUAAACAGUAUUAUUUGCCGAUAAUCUGUCCGCAGUUUAAUCACAAAAAUUCACUCUACAAGCCCAAUCUAGAGCUGCCAGUCCAACAUAACAUACUAGAAGAUGACUACGUGUUGUGUAGAGUGACGCUUAUUAAAUGGGUGGCUAACUAUGCGCAUUUCAUGAAGAAACAAGGAAGCGACGGUGGACAGCCUUCCUCAAUGACCAGCAUAGGGUCCCACCUGCCGCAUUCGAGCACGCCCACGCCGGCCACCUCGCUGCACCACGAGGAGGAGACGUCUUUCACUGUGGGCCACCCGUCUGACUCCAGUCGAGCCUCGUCACAUGACUCCGCUUCUAACACUCCACAUCCGAGUCUGGAAUCAGGCUGCGGCGUGUACGAGGAGCUGAGCGCGGAGCAGGUGGUGCGCGACGUGCUGUGCUGCUGGUCGCGCGAGCACGUGGACUUCACGGUGGAGGUGCUGCGCCAGGCCUUCCUGCUGCCCUUCUCGCACGCCGCCGCCGGACGACGUGUCAUCGCGCUCUACAAGGACUGGAUACAGAUGAAUGUUUCCGAGAUCCCCCCAUUCCUAGUAGAAAAUACGUACGAGCAGCAGAUAGCUCAGGGAAGCGGCGAGCCGGCUGCCCCACCGCGGCGCCUGCGCAACGACUCGUACCUCGGCGCUCUCGGCAGGGACAACGUCAUGGUGCGAGCUGGCAUGCAGAAUGUACUCCAAGUAUUCAUGACGCAAGCAGCGAACGUGUUUUUGGCGUCGCCAUCACCGGUGGCGCCGCCCGGCUCUCUCAGCCAACAACAACUGCUGGAGGAACAGACGGACACGUGCAAACGCGUGCUCAAUAUAUACCGAUACAUGGUUAUGCAUGUUGCUAUGGACGCUAACUCUUGGGAACAAUUAUUGCUGGUGUUGUUACAAAUAACUUCCUUAGUGCUAACGAAAGUACCACCGAAACGAAAACAAGAAUCUCUAGGUGGAUUUUUGGCGCCCGCUUUAUUCCAAACAUUAAUAGUGACGUGGAUCAAAGCUAAUCUGAAUGUAGCGGUGAAGCCAGAGCUGUGGCAAAACUUCAUGGAGCUCCUCAUGCGGCUGACGCAUUGGGAGGAUCUGAUUAAAGAAUGGGCGAAAACAAUGGAGACGCUGACCCGCGUGCUGGCGCGGCACGUGUACUCGCUGGACCUGUCGGAGCCGGCGGGCGGCGCGGGCGGCGCGGGCGCGGGCGCGGGGCGGCGAGGCGCGCGCCGCGGCGACCUGCCGCGCCCGCCCGCGCUGCACCACGUCGCCGCCGCCGCCAGGACGCCCGGCAAAUCCCCGAAAGCUGCGCAUGAGUCGCAGCAGCGCAAGGAGGGCUCGACGCGGCGCCAGCUCACGCGCUGCCGCAGCGACCCGCAUCUCCCUAAACACGCGCAACUACAAGCAGAAGAAACCAAAGAACAAGAAAGCAUUAAACCCAGGCGUUGGUACUCUCUGGACUCAUUAAGGAAUUCGUUACAAACUGAGGAACGGGACUCGGCGAGCGGAUCUCGUUCCCCGUCACCGGCGCCUUCUAGCGGUAUCGAAAGUAGUUCAAUAAAAGACUCCCCGCUGCAAAUUGACUUGGCAUCGGAUGGGGGCAAUAUCGGCGAGUGGUCGGAGGGCGAGACGCUGGGCGUGGGCGUGGCGCUGGGCGGGCGCGCGCGCGGCUGGCUGCCCGACGUGGCGGCCGUGCUGUGGCGCCGCAUGCUGGCCGCGCUCGGCGACCCCAACCGCCUGCGCGACCCCGCGCACCACCACCACUUCUACACCUACCUGCUGCACCUCAACGACACGCUGCUCAAGAUAAGCGCAAAUCAGACUCUCAAUGGCAACACAGAGAUCCACGUGCCGUUCAACUUGGUGGCGGGCUGGUGUCUCGAGGCCGAAGCUUUGCCACCUUCGCACAGGGCUGGUAAACUUCUCGCUCUACGAUUGCUGUGCGAGUCAACGCAGGCGCAAGGCCCGGGCGCGCCAUCGUCCUGCAAUAACCGAUUGCAUUUAGCGCAUCUCAAUCUAUACCAACGAGCUUUACAUCAUGGUCUAACCGGCGAAGACAGAUCAGUAGUGGACGUGUUGGUCGAGUAUGCAGCGCCGAGGUACUUAUCGCUCGCGCUCGAUGGCUACUCCCUGCUGCUGCUGGACUUCGUGCACGCCUCCACCGUCGUGCUCAACUCAUCCGAUAUGGGGCCGUCGUGUCCACGCACGGCCGCCGUGACAUUCCUGGGCUCUCUGUUGUCGCUCCCGGACGAACUGAUGAACGCUCCGAUGCUUCAACCAUACCCACACCAGUACAACACAGUGUCCUGUCCAGAUCUGAAGGAGCACGUGCUGAACAUCGUGGUGCGCGUGUGCCGGCGCGAGAGCAGCGCAGGCGCGCGCAGUGCCGGCGCGUGCGCACUGGCUGCGCACCUCGCGCACGUGCUCGCCACCCGCGCGCACCAGCCGCGCCUGCCCGACUACCUGUUGUGUCUGCUGCAGAUGCUCAUGAUGAAAAACAAGAACUUGGCAAAAGUAGUGAGCGACUGCAUACUGGUCCUAGCCGACUACACAGACCGCAUAAUAGAGAUGUACCCUGGACUCGCUGGUAAAAUAAUAAAGUGGAUAUGCGCGUGCCUGGUGCAAAUAUCUCCGAACAGCAGCCGCGACUCCGUGAAGCCGCUGGCCGGCUCGCUGCUGCUGUGCCUCGCCGAGUUCGCGGUGCGCUGCGGGCCCGCCUACCUCAUGCACGAGAAGGACGGCGACCAGACCUUAUUGCUGAUGAUAUUUAAGGUUUUACAUGCGGUGAUGAAAGGCACGAAUGGCGCUGACAUUGAGGGGCUUUCGCUGCCCGUUGACGAGGACUUCGAUCCCAAUACUCAGCUGGAUAAUCUGGGGCCAAAGACUUCGCCGGCGUCCACUAUCGAUGUCAAGCUGUGGGCUCAGACGAUCUGCACGCAGCUGGUGCUGUUCCUGGGCCACUGGCCGCUGUGGAGCGGGUGCCAGCUGUCGUGCCUGGUGUGCGAGCAGCACGACAGCCCGGCGCUGGGCGGCGAGCUGGGCCCGGCGGUGCUGGGCGCGCCGCACGUGCAGCUCAUGCGCCUCAGCGACGCCACGCUCGCCUCGCUCGUCGACCUGCCGGCGCUGCACCUGCCGGCCGCCACCACGCCGGGUUUGUCGACAUCCGACCGGCAAGUGCGUGUGUUACUGCGCGACAUCGCUGGCAAGGCUUGUUGGGACGCAUCCGCCCUUUACUACGACCCUUCUGUGGGCUCGCUCGAACCUCUUGAACCACUACCUUUGCCUGACAGCACGGACAGUCCUCGGGAUGACACAUUAUCAUCAUUACCACCGCCGCUGCCACCAGACUUGUUACCAGACUACAAAAACUCUCCCCCAGACAAGCAUCAGUUGGACCAUGUAUUGGCGUACAUCGGCCACACGUCGCCGGAGGUGACGUGCGGGCGGCGGCUGGACGAGCCGGGCGCGUCGCCGCUGCUCGCCGGCGCCGAGGACGAGCUGCUCGCCGCACUCGUCGCGCAUCGCAACCACGAGCGCAUGUACCUGGCGCAGCGGGACAGCUGCGAGGAGCCGGAGGUGUGCGAGGUGGUGCCGGAGGGCGGCGCGCGUCCGUUCGCGGUGUGCCGACUACUGCUGGCACAACUGGGCACGCUGGCGCCGGCGCGCCGCACGCAUGCGCACCUGCUGCGCCGCACCGACCGCCUGCUGCGCGAGCUCAGGAACCUCGACGCGCAGAGAUGUCGCGAGACUCACAAAGUGGCCGUCAUAUACGUGGGCAAGGGACAGGAGACUCGCAACGAAAUCUUAUCGAACCGCUGCGGGAGUCCAGCAUAUGAAUCGUUCUUGGCUGCUCUUGCGUGGGAGGUGGAGCUGGAGAGCCACGUGGGGUUCGCGGGCGGGCUGCGCGGCGGCGGAGGGGGCGGCGUGUCGGCGCCCUACCUCGCCACGCUCACGCUCGAGGCGCUGUUCCACGUCGCCACGCGCAUGCCCGCAGACUCGCCCGACGCCAUACUUAACAAGACUCGACACCUGGGCAACGACGAGGUGCACGUUGUGUGGAGCGAGCACUGGCGACCGUACAAGCGCGACACGCUGCCCACGCAGUUCUGCGACGUGCUGAUCGUCCUGUACCCGCUGGCCGGAGGUCUGCUGCGCUGCACCGUCUCCAGGAAACCAGAUGUGGCGGUGUUCGGUCCGCUGUGGGAGGAGUGCAUCAUCCACGUGAGUUGCUGCGCGGCGCUGGUGCGCGGCGCGGCGUUCGCGGGCGGGCGGGCCGUGCGCGCCACCAUGCCGCUCUACCAGCACGCCUACAGCGAGCGCGCGCGCAGUCUCGACGCGCUCGUGCACCACCACACCCAGCCCACCACCUUCGAGCAGUUCGUCGAGCGCAUCCGCGAGCCCGUGCCGCAACACGCGCCCAACACCGAAACCGGAGGAGGCGGCGGCAGCGGCAGCGGGCGACUGGCGGCGGCGCUGCUGGAUGCGGGCGCGAGUGCGUGGGGCGGCGCCGUGGAAACUCACAGCGUGUCGCCGCGGCCGGUGAAGCGGCUGGGCCCGUUCAAGCGCCUGCCGCACGUGCCGGGCGCGCCGCACACCGCGCCACUGCCCUCCGACCCCGCGCCCUCGCUGCGCCGCAACCGGUGAGCUGGCGCGAAUGUACCGACAUCCAUACAAAGCGACGCCUUUUCAAGCUUCUCAUUGUAUACUGAUGACUGAUGACUGAUAUAAAUGCGUUGUCGUCCGCGUUUGCAUCAAUUUUUAUCAUAUCCAAAAGUAUUAAAUUUAAAAUUUUAAUUCACAUUACUUAGAGGCUCAAAUUUAACUGUAAUUUGUCAAUCAAACUAUUUAUUUAAUCCAACAAAAUGUAAACAAAAAGCGACAACAAAUUAUACGAGACUAAUUCGUACUUUUUAAGGAUCAUGAAUGGUGCAUAUUCGCGUGUAAGCUACUUGGUGACAGAAAUAGUACUGUGUCGAGUACUAUAGGCAUGAGAUGUUGUUUUGUAUCUCUGUAUAACUAAUGAUGGCAUCAUAGAAUAAAUCAAGAAUGUACUUAAAUCUGGUGCCAACGUCAUCAUCGAUAAAGUUAAUGUAAAAGAAAAUUACGUUACGGAAUCGACGUGAUUAUCAUAGAAUUGUUUAACGCGAUUCCAAUAUGGCAGGUGCUUUCAUGUUAGUUGAAUUAAUAAGUUUAUAAAAAAUAGGCUUACUUAUUUGUUCAAUUAUUACACAAGUAUGAAAAAAUAAAAAUCCAUUCCCAAUAUCAUUUAUGGAAAAUAAUGGAUCAUGCAUUAUUGAAGCCGACUCCGGUCUCUGAAGUUGAUUAUUCGAUAUCGAUGUAAGUAUUGAUAUGUUUAUCGAUAAUCAUAUGAAUAUCGAUUUGAGAAUCGAGGAACUAGAUGACUUUUUGAUUCGUCCAUUGAGAGAUUAUAGAACUACUGCGGACUUAAUGAAAUUUUGAUGUACUUAAAUAUUUUGUAAGCUUUUUAAAUAUCUGUAGUAUUGUGCAUUUAAAAUGCAAUGUUUGUGUUUGUAAAAUAGUCUUAGGGGAUUAUGAAUAAACCAUGGACACCAUUUGGCGAACUGUGUUUUUACAUUAAUUUAUUAGCAAAUCGCUCCAGAGUUAAGUUUUCUGGUGCGACAGAUAGCUUUCACAUUGAAAUUGUCUAAUUGAACAUGACUUGAAUUGGGCAAACAUCAAACAUUGCAUUAAUGUUUUCUGUACAUAUGUAAACUAGUAGAGCUUUAACUGUUGUAGGUUUUGUUUAUAAUAUUAUUUAUUUGCAUAUGAGAUUGAUAAUAUAACAUAUACUACCUACUUCUAAUUUAAAAAAUAAACAUUUAUAAAACGUAAUAUUCGCGAUAACUCGAUAUGGUCGCUCCGAAUCUCACGGCCUAGAAUAUAAGGCCUAAUUUCUUAAAACAAUUAUAAAUACAAUUUUACGCAUCAUGGCAGAAGAUGUGAUGUCCUGGGUACCACUUUCUAAUCAUGAACAUGAUUUGCGCGAGUUAGGAAGGUUUUUGUCAGAUAGGUCAGCUACGAAAACUGAGUCAGAUUUAGCUACAUUAGUGAAAAAUAGGUGGUGCUCUGUGGGAAUAGAACAAAAACAGUAGUAGAAAGAUAAAAAAAAUAUUCGUUUUCAAAUUUUUUUUUCAGUAAUUUAAUUAUUUCAUUUUUUAUUGUUACUAUGUACAUUUAGUCUAUGCAUAUCAAAUAAACAAUAUAUUUUUGUAAAUAGCACAUGGCCUUACAUUUGUGACGAGUUUAUAUUUCACAACAACAGAAUAGUCUGAAAUACAUGUUUACUUAUAUUGUUUGCCUCGAUUUGAAAAAAGUAUAAAAAAUUCGGACACAAGAAUUAGCGACCAUAUCGAUUUUCGUGUUCUAGGGCAUAAAUUAAGGUAAUUUAAAAUUCAGUCAAAACAUGUUGGUUUUUAUUACAUCCGUUUGGCAUAUUAGUUGUAGUUUUAAACAUUUCCAUAUCCUCUAUAAAAUUACCACUUUAUUUGUGACAUCAUAAUAGCUUUACCCUUUUAGAGUAGGUUUAAUUGGCAAUUAUCUGAAAAUUCCACAUUCCACAAAGUAUUUUCAUGUCUUGAAGGUAUAUAUGCUUCUCUAUUUGGUUCUGAUUACUGAGAUUAUUAAAUAUACAAAUUGCAUUUAUGUUACCUGAAAUGGUAUACUGACAAUUGUUGACAUCAUCCAAUGCAUUCCAUAGUCCAUACAAAAUAUUUUUUGAAGAAUCUAUAUUGUUUCUCAGUAUCAUAUAAGUAUCAUUGAUUUUAUUAUUAUUGUUUUAUUAGUAACAAAUGCUUAUUUCCAUUUUUAAUUUUAAACAGUAUUUUUAUAGAUAUUAAGACUGACACAAGAUAUGUAUUGAAAACACUAAGUAUUAAAUUGUUAUGCAUAUUACGUUAGUAAACAAUGUGGUGGUAUUAAAUAUAAUUUUAUUUCAACUAAUUUAUUUCAUGUAUGUAUUUGUUGAUGAAACAGAAUCUAUGUGGUCACAUAAGCAUAUGGUUAGUUAUUAACCAGACACUAUGUAUUGUAACCAAAUUUUAUAUUUAAAACAAGAUGAAAAUAAAGUUUUGUUAAACUUU
Molecule: messenger RNA, 8180 nt
Organism: Manduca sexta (tobacco hornworm)
Lineage: Eukaryota; Metazoa; Arthropoda; Insecta; Lepidoptera; Sphingidae
Product: probable Rho GTPase-activating protein CG5521
Biological process (GO): regulation of small GTPase mediated signal transduction; positive regulation of GTPase activity
Cellular component (GO): nucleus; cytoplasm
Molecular function (GO): GTPase activator activity
Source: RefSeq, a predicted model, not a curated record